Pogoniulus pusillus (Red-fronted tinkerbird) is the source of this 2368-nucleotide messenger RNA. RefSeq names its product poly(A) binding protein cytoplasmic 1 like (gene PABPC1L). The coding region runs from base 15 to 2006 and encodes 663 amino acids. Lineage: Eukaryota; Metazoa; Chordata; Aves; Piciformes; Lybiidae. The transcript has 15 exons. Gene Ontology annotation, cellular component: ribonucleoprotein complex; cytosol; nucleus. Gene Ontology annotation, molecular function: mRNA 3'-UTR binding; poly(U) RNA binding; poly(A) binding. The record is from RefSeq and is a predicted model, not a curated record.
CUUUGUGGCUGAUCAUGAAUGCUAGUGGGACUGGCUAUCCAUUAGCCUCUCUAUAUGUGGGAGACCUCCACCCAGACGUGACCGAAGCCAUGCUCUAUGAGAAGUUCUCUCCCGCUGGGCCCAUCAUGUCCAUCAGAGUCUGCCGGGAUGUUGCCACACGCCGGUCGCUUCGCUAUGCUUACAUAAACUUCCAGCAGCCUGUGGAUGCUGAGCGAGCCCUGGACACCAUGAACUUCGAAGUGAUCAAGGGCCGUCCCAUCCGCAUCAUGUGGUCCCAGCGGGACCCUGGGCUCCGCAAGUCAGGGGUUGGGAACAUCUUCAUCAAGAACCUGGAUGACUCCAUUGAUAACAAAGCCCUGUAUGACACUUUCUCUGCCUUUGGAAACAUCUUGUCCUGCAAGGUGGUUUGUGACGAGAACGGAUCCCGUGGCUAUGGCUUUGUUCACUUUGAUACUCACGAGGCAGCGGCUCGGGCCAUUGAGACCAUGAAUGGAAUGCUGUUCAAUGACAGGAAGGUGUUUGUUGGCCAUUUCAAAUCCCGCAAAGAGCGUGAGGCAGAGUUUGGGACUCGGGUGAUGGAGUUCACCAACGUCUACAUCAAAAACUUUGGGGAUGACAUGGAUGAUGACAGGCUGCGGGCAAUCUUCUCCAGGUUUGGAAAGACUCUAAGUGUCAAAGUUAUGAUGGACAACACUGGCCGCUCAAAGGGCUUUGGGUUUGUCAACUUUGAGAAGCACGAAGAAGCCCAGAAGGCAAGAAGUUCCUGCUGCCUCAGCCCUGAGCUUGCACCCUGCUCAUCUUCUCACCUCUCCCCUGAGGCAGUGGCCGACAUGAACGGGAAGGAGAUCAAUGGGCGUGUGGUGUACGUGGGCCGAGCCCAGAAGCGGCUGGAGCGCCAGAGUGAGCUGAGAAGGAAGUUUGAGCAGAUCAAGCAGCAGCGAGUGAGCAAGUACCAGGGGAUCAACCUGUAUGUGAAGAACCUGGAUGAUGGGAUAGAUGAUGAGAGGCUGAGGAAGGAGUUUUCUCCCUACGGCACCAUCACUAGUGCCAAGGUGAUGACAGAAGGUGGCCACAGCAAAGGGUUUGGCUUUGUAUGUUUUUCCUCUCCAGAAGAGGCCACCAAGGCUGUGACAGAAAUGAACGGGCGGAUCGUCAGCACUAAGCCUCUCUAUGUUGCACUAGCUCAAAGGAAAGAGGAACGGAAAGCGAUCCUCGCCAACCAGUACAUUCAGAGAUUAGCCACCAUGAGGGCCCUGCCUGGCCCUCUGCUGGCCUCCUUCCAGCCCUCCCCGGGGUACUUCCUACCCUCAGUCCCCCAGCCGCAAACCAGAGCGACCUUCUACAGCCCCAGCCCAGCCGUGCCGGUGCACCCUGCCGCUCGCUGGAGUGCGCAGCCCCCGCGGCCCGCCCCAUAUCCUGCAUCUACUCCCAUCCUGAGGGCUGCUGUACCACCCCGGCGCCUGCUGUCCAACAUCAGCACCGUGAGACAGGCCUCUACCCAGGUGCCCCGUGUGCCCCACCAGGCCCAGAGAGUGGACAUUCCCAUCCCUAUUGCAGUCAACAUUGGGACGCAGACAGUCAGUGCCCGGGUGCCCCCCUCGCCCACCCUGCCACGGGGAGCCCAGCAGUACAAGUACUCCUCAACUGUCAGGAAUGCUCAGCAUAUGGGACAGAUACCAUCUGUGGUGGCCUCACAGGUGAGAGAAUCUGCUGUGCAUGUCCAGGGGCAGGAGCCACUGACAGCAUCUAUGCUUGCAGCAGCUCCUCCUCGGGAGCAGAAGCAAAUGAUAGGUGAGCGCCUCUACCCUCUCAUCCACUCGAUGCAUCCCUCACUGGCUGGCAAGAUCACUGGGAUGCUGCUGGAGAUAGACAACUCAGAGCUGCUGCUGCUUCUGGAGUCCCCCGAAUCCCUGUGCUCCAAGAUCGAGGAGGCGGUGGUUGUUCUCCAGGCGCAACAGGUCACAGAGGCAUCACACAAGGGCAGUGCUGUGACAUUCCCGCAGUGACCCUGGACUUCAGGACUGAGAAUGAGCUCUGAGAGCAUUGCCUGUGAAGAACAGCAGCAGCAAUCCCGCUGUGGUUUUGGAUUCAUGCCUGGCUUGUCUUCAGUGCCUCAUCCUAAUUUUUGUGUGUAUUCUAAACCCUGGCAAACUGCUUUCUCCUGCACUUGUACAAAAUAUUAUUCCCACAUUGAUUGUGUUUUUUUUUCUCACUACUGGCAGCACCUUGUAAAAUGUAGUGUGGAACCCAGGCUGGUUUAGUUACCCAGAAAGUAAGUGCUGACUAAUCACCGUUUUAGUGAGUUUGCUGGGUUCUGUAGUUUUAUUUGCUCCUGACACUAAUAAAGAACCAAUGCUUCCACACGCAA